GAGAGAGACAGUGAACACUGCAACAGGGAGUCCAUUUCAGUUUCAGGGUGGUAACAUUUGGCGUAUUGGGUCUAGUUCACUUCCGGAAAUUUCAGAGAAGAGUUCUGUAAUCAAAUGGAGCCUGACAGGUUGAACUCACCCAACACAUUUACAAUGGAUUUGGAAGUUUUGGGGCAUGAGUUGCAGUUCAUUCAGGAUCCCAAUUCAAAGCAUCUAGGAACUACGGUUUGGGAUGCAUCACUGGUAUUCGCCAAGUUUUUGGAAAAGAACUCGAGAAGGGGAAAGUUCUCACCGUCAAAACUAAAAGGGAAACGUGUCAUUGAACUUGGAGCGGGUUGUGGAGUAGCUGGUUUUGGCAUGGCGUUACUGGGGUGUGAUGUGGUUAUGACAGAUCAAGUUGAGGUUUUGCCAUUACUAAUGAGAAAUGUUGAAAGGAAUACUUCAAGAAUUACACAGAUGAGUUCUGAGUCAUUUGGUUCUGUCCAAGUAGCAGAGUUAAACUGGGGCAAUGAGGAUCAUAUAAGAGCAGUUGAUCCACCAUUUGACUACAUCAUUGGCACUGACGUUGUUUACAAAGAAGAUCUCUUAGAACCACUAUUGCAGACAAUAUUUGCAUUGUCGGGGCCUAAAACUGCAAUUUUGCUGGGCUAUGAGAUUCGUUCUACAAGUGUCCAUGAACAAAUGGUUGAAAUGUGGAAAAGACACUUCGAGGUGAAACUUGUUCCAAAUUCUAAGAUGGAUAGUACCUAUCAACACCCAAGUAUUCAACUCUUCAUUAUGAAGUUGAAGCCUCCAUCAGGGUAUGCAGAAAAAACAGUUGAGCACACACUUCAAGAAGUUGAUGAAGUGGAGACAGCAGACAAUACAGCUGAGUUGGCUGAUGAAAAAAUUGACGCAAAUGCAGUUAAGGUGAUUAAUGAAAAUGUUGUCGAAGUGGGAAGCAGUAAAGAAAACGGUGAAAAUAGCUCUCCUUUUGAAAAGGUUGAAGAUUGUGAGCCAGUUCUAUUGCCUCAGAAUGAUAAACUUACUGAUUGGGAAGCGAGAAGAUAUGGCUCGAUGGCCGCACGCCUUUUGCACGAUGUCAAAAUCACAUAAUUAGUUUCUUCUUUGUGAUUUAAUUAAUUUCCGCUGUCAACUUGCUUUUGGUUCGGAAAUACUUGUCUAGACUAGUGUUCAUUAGACUAGUGUUCAUUAAUUUCCGCUGUCAACUGUUUUGUAAUUUCUAUAGAGAAGCAAAU
Messenger RNA from Argentina anserina (silverweed cinquefoil), 1238 nucleotides. RefSeq lists its product as uncharacterized. The coding region runs from base 115 to 1095 and encodes 326 amino acids. The transcript is spliced from 10 exons. The record is from RefSeq and is a predicted model, not a curated record. NCBI's taxonomy places the organism in Eukaryota, Viridiplantae, Streptophyta, Magnoliopsida, Rosales, Rosaceae.